AUGCUUCAAUCAACCAUCCUUGCAGUCCUAUUAGCACUUGGAUCAAACACAGUCCUCGCAACGCCAAACGAGAAUGAUAUUCCGCCGAUCGUCACCGGCGUUGUCUCAUCAGCCCUAAGUCUUGCCAAUUCUUACGCAUCUGAAUACAGUACAAUUCCACCAGAUGCACAAUCUGCAGUCUCAUCUGCCCUCUCGCUUGCAUCGUCCUAUGAGGGUUACGGAAACAGCGUCGCCAAUAGUGCGCUGAGCUUGGCGAGCUCUUAUGCCAGUGAAUAUGGUGACGGUGGUGGCAGUGACUCGACAACAACAGCGUCCGUGGCUUCGAGCACUGGCACUGGCAGUGGCUCUAGUACUGGCACCAGCUCUGGCCUAGGAGCAGUAACAGUUACGCAAACGAGCGGUAGGGGGGGAGCAGUGGCAACACAAGCCUCAGCUACCGGUGGCGCACCUUUCAGGAAGACACCAUUUUCAUCUGUUGGGGGAGGAUUGAUGACUACUAUGGGCGUCCUGGCUGGUUCGAUUAGUCUUGUAGCGGUCGUUCUAGCAGUUGCUCUCUAG
This is a messenger RNA of Talaromyces marneffei, 558 nucleotides long. RefSeq lists its product as uncharacterized. The transcript has a single exon. The record is from RefSeq and is a predicted model, not a curated record. Lineage: Eukaryota; Fungi; Ascomycota; Eurotiomycetes; Eurotiales; Trichocomaceae. Bases 1 to 558 code for a protein of 185 amino acids.